Gymnodraco acuticeps is the source of this 2988-nucleotide messenger RNA. Its product is annotated as zinc finger MYM-type protein 1. Gene Ontology annotation, molecular function: protein dimerization activity. The transcript has 3 exons. The coding region runs from base 209 to 2371 and encodes 720 amino acids. Lineage: Eukaryota; Metazoa; Chordata; Actinopteri; Perciformes; Bathydraconidae. The record is from RefSeq and is a predicted model, not a curated record.
AAGCAAAAACAAAAUAAUGUGGUGGGUUGACAUCAUUCACUCACGGAACUAUGGGUUCCGCACGGACAUUUUAGUUUACAGGAACUUCCGUUUUCCGGUCAAUCAGUUUCCCCGGGCUUGAGUUUGUUUACAUGCUGUUCCAUGUUGAAUAAAAGACCAGCUUUGUAUUUUUACACACUGCCUCGGACUCCCGUCUCUCGGAACUUCAAUGGCGAUCAAUAUUGAGAAGGAAAAUUCAGUUAAAUCACUCAAAGAAACCCCUUUUGAGGGGAGGACACUGGAGGAAAAGCUGAGAGUAAAAAAGCUUGGUCCUGAUUGGCCCGACAUCGCCAUUAGGCAGGAGUCAAAGGACAGACGUAAGCAUUUUCAUCGCUGUUUCUCAAGGAGCUGGUUUAGCAAAAAGGCUUGGCUAACUGGCUGUAGCGACACCAACACUUUAUUUUGCUUCCCCUGCCUCCUUUUCCGGACUUCUAGAUCAGACCUAGCAUGGACUCAGAAAGGUGUUAAUGACUUAAAACACCUAUCAGAGAAAGCAAAAAAGCAUGAACAAAGUAAAGUCCACAUGGAAAAUGCUAUGCAACUAGCCAUGUUUGGAAGAGUAAACAUAGCUGUCCAACUCGACGAAGACUACAGGAUAGGCAUCCGUAAGCAUAACGAGGAGGUGGACAAAAACCGGCACAUCCUUUCUAAAAUAAUAGACUGUGUCAAGUUCUGUGGUGCCUUUGAGCUUGCCCUGCGUGGACAUGACGAGAGUGAAAGCUCAGAAAAUCCUGAUAUUUUUAGAGGGUUGGUGGAUUUUGUUGCAUCACUGGAUGUGGUUCUAAAAGAGCAUCUGCAGACUGCCACUGUGUUUAAGGGAACAUCUAAGACAAUACAAAAUGAGCUCCUUGACUGUAUGCUAUCAGUUUUGAGAGAGUGCAUUUUGGAAGAAAUCAGGAGUGCAGACUUUGUAGCCAUCCAGGUUGAUGAAACAAUGGACAUUUCCACUCAGUGUCAACUCGUCCUUGUGAUCCGUUACAUUGACAAAGCCCAUGAUGUGCAAGAGAGGUUUUUUGAGUUUAUAUCUCACCAGAGUGCCACAGCUGAUUCCAUCGCCACUGCGCUUCUGGAUAGGUUGAGCUCCAUUCUCCCUGAUGACCAGAAGAGCAAGCUCAUUUCCCAGGCAUAUGAUGGUGCAAGUGUCAUGAGAGGAACCACAGGUGGUGUACAGAAGAAGGUUCAAGACGUCUAUGUGAAUGCACACUAUGUCCACUGCUAUGCUCACCAACUAAACCUCAUCAUGCAGCAGGUGACAUCUCACAUCACCAGAGUGAGACAGUUCUUCUCUGACCUGGGUGGAAUCUCUGGUUUCUUUGCUAGAUCUCCCAAGAGAACCAACGUGCUCGAUAAAGUGGUGGCCCACAGACUCCCAAGAGCAUGCACGGUGAGAUGGAACUUCCACAGCUGUACUGUGAAGACUGUGUUUGAGCACAAAGAUGACCUCCUCCAGUGUUUUGAAACCAUCAGGGACUCCGGCGAGUUUGAUCCUAACACUACGAGAGAAGCUGGAGGCUUUGUGAGAAUACUGGAGGAUGAUACCUUCCGUUUCUUCCUGGAACUGUUCCAUCGCAUCAUGCCACAUGUGGAUGUUCUCUACAACCAGCUCCAGAAGCGGACCGUCAACUCAGUCUUUGUUCAGGGAAUCAUGCAGGAGUUCACCGACAACGUUAAAAAGAUCAGAGAUUCCCUCCCUACUUUCUGUGGAGAACACAGCAGCUGUGCAUCUCAGCAGCAGCUGGGCAAGAAACGACGCACACUGGGCCCAGGUGAACUUCAGAUGCUCGCUACAGAGGUUUGUGACACUAUCUUGGGCCAUACCAAACAGCGGUUCUCCUUCACCAAGCACCUGAUCAGUGCUACACUGCUGCAGGGAGACAAAUUCCAGCAGUACAACUGCCAUUUUCCUGAAGAAGCACUGGACACCACGAUGGAGGCUUACCCACUGCUGAACCAGAGCAAGCUGAAAAACGAACUGUCACUCAUCUACAGCAACGAUGAGUUUAAGAACUGCAGGGGUGCUGUGGCUCUGUACCAGCUCUUCAUGCAGAACAAUCUUCAGGACACCUUUUCGGAGACUGUGGCACUGCUGAAGAUCCAGAUCACCACUCCCAUGACCACAGAUGAAUCUGAGAGGUGCUUCUCAACGCUGAAGAGAAUCAAGACCUUCCUCAGGAACACAAUGUCCCAGGAUCGUCUCAAUGCCUUGGCCAUGCUUUCUAUGGAGAGAAAACUUGUGAAAGACAUGCCUGACUUCAACCACAGAGUCGUGGACAAAUUUGCGUCCCUCAAGGGCAAAAUUUAUGUACAGAAAAUAGGUGCAGUUUUGGUAUAGUCCCACCUGGAAAAAGAUGCACCAGCCGCCAAUGUUCAGUAUCUUUGAGUGAAAAGUCUCGUCAUCUAUUGGAUAGAUCUGUACACACAUUCAUUUACCAUUCAGGAUUCAUUGCUUAAGUGAUUCCUAAUCCUUUCAUUUGGCGUCAUCCAUGUCAACAUUUCUAUUUGUCCAUUAUUUAGUUUUUUUGACCAGAUACCUGUAGUUCCCAGGGUCCUCACUGUAAGGGAAUGGUUAUUCAAAUGUGAUUCUAAUUGUUGAAAUGGAUUAAGCCCCUUUGGUAAUACCAGUCUGAAGUCAGGGAAACAGUCUAUCCUGCACAUUUGAGGCACCUGUUUGAAGUUGUGGAUCAAAGGCCUUAAGAUGUAUUUGGAACAUUUGGACAUUUGCUGUAGGGAAAAAAGCAAGGAUGAGAACAUACUGUAGAUGUUUCUCAGUCAUUUGUCUUAAGAGGACAUUUAACUGCGGAAUAUAGGAACCUGCAAACAUACGCUUGAAUGCUACAUAGCACGCUAAAAUAAAAUGAAAAUGCACUGCAUUGUGAUACUGUUUCGGGCACAUCUGUGGGAAUUCUGUGUUGAACAAGAAAAAUCAUAAAAAUAUUUGUGAAAAGAAAA